AACGUAUUUCCAUACUCGCAUAAUACAGUUCCUAUAUUCACUAGGAGAAGAAGCUCCAAUGAUGAAGAUGAAUGGCGGGCAAAAGGAGAAAAUUAUAAACCGUUGGGAGGUUCCCUUCCAAGACAAGUGGUUGGGAACGAGCUUCGGCCUUCUCUCUCCUUCCCUUCUUUCUGUUAGCAUGAACCUACACACACUCAAACACACAAAAAUAUUCAUAAACAAAAUAAGGGGAACAAUCAAAAGAAAGAGGAGAAAGUGUUCAUUUUACUGUAUUCCAUUCCCUCCAUGCCUCUGUUUCUCUCACUGUAACUCCCUUUGUCCUUCCAUGGACCCAUUGAUGAAUUUGGACGAGGCGUAGAAGAAUUUUAACGAGUUAUUUGAUCUGUAAUCAAAAGGGGUGCAAGUAUUUCGGGGUAUAUACUUAAAUAUUGUUAACAAUGGCGGAAUCAGGAGAUGCAGAUAAUACGACGUCUACAGGCGAAGAGGUUGAUUUCGUAUGCAUGGUGGACGAAGACGAUCCAACAGGCAGAUAUGAUGCAGCAAUGUGGCUAAGAAAGAGAGUAGGUGUAGUGGCUGCAAGAGAUUUGCCAGCUGAGCCUUCAGAAGAAGAUUGUAGGCAAGGAUUAAGAAGUGGGAUGAUCCUUUGCAAUGUUCUUAACAAGAUUCAACCUGGUUCUGUUCCUAAAGUUGUGAAUGCACCUUCACCUGUCUUCACUACACCAGAUUCAGCAGCUUUGGCUGCCUACCUUGAAAAUAUUAAGAAUUUCCUUAAAGCCAUAGAAACUAUUGGCCUUCCAACUUUUGAACCAUCUGAUUUAGAACAGGGGGGAUAUUUUUCAAGAGUGGUGAACACUGUAUUGGCCAUGAGAGCAUAUAAUGAUUGGAAAGCAAAAAGUGCAAAUGCAUCAAGAAAAUUUUCAUGGAGUUCACCAAGUGGGAAAUUUCUUCAAAGUAAAGAACCAGCUAAAGGUGGUACUGGUGAAUAUUCAACUGAUCAAUAUGAUGAUGGAAGUGAUCCUGGCGAUGAGAGUGAUCUUGGGCCUCUUUUCAAGAUUGUUUCUGAUCUUCUUAUGGAUAGAGAGGAAGAAGACAUUCCUAUUAUUGUUGAGAACAUAUUGAAUAAACUGAAAGAGGAAUUCGAAAAGAGAUUGGCAAAAGAAACAAGAAAACUAAAUGGAGAAGAUGAUGAGACAAACAGUGAUGAAGAUGAUUUAUCUGGUGGUGAGUCUUCAAGUCCUGAUUAUGAAGCUGUGAAGGAGCAAGAACGCAUAAAUAGAGAAAAAGAAAUGCUAGAACUACUAAAAGAAAAGGCUAGAAGGCAACUGGAGGAAGAGGAGGCAGAAAGAGCUGCAAAAGAGCAAGAACGUAUCAAUAGAGAAAGGGAAUUACUUGAGCAACAAGAAAAGGCUAGAAGGGAAGAGGAGGAAAGAGUUGCAAGGGAGAAAGAACGCAUCAAAAGAGAAAAAGAAAGAGAGUUACUUGAACAACAAGAAAAGGCUAGAAAGCAAGCGGAGGCUGAGAAAGCUGCAGAGUUAGCAGGGAUCGAAAGACAAAAAGAACUUUUAGCAGCAAAAGCAAAAGCUAAAGAAGAGAAAAAAGCUGCAAAAGCAAAGGCUAAAGAGGAGAAAAAAGCUGCAAAAGCAAAAGCUAAAGAGGAAAAGAGAGCUAAAAAGGAGCAAGAACGUAUGAAUAAAGAACAAGAUAAAGAAAAAGCUAAAGAGGAGAAGAAAGCUGCAAAAGAGCAAGAACGGUUGAAUAAAGAAAAAGAAAAAGAAGAGGCGAAAAAGAAAAGGGAAGAGGAUAAAGCUGCAAAAGAGAAAGAACGGGCGAAGAGAGAGAUGGAAAAAGAGAAGGCUAAAAAGCAGGCGGAAGCCAACCGAGCUGCAAAGGAGCAAGAACGGAUCAAAAGAGAGAAGGAGUUACUUGCAUUACAAGAAAAGGCAAAACAAGGGGAACAACUAAGCUUAGAAAGAGAAAAAGAGUUGCUUGCACUACAAGAAAAAGCUAGAAAGGAAGAGGAAAGGGAAAGGAUCGAGGAGGAGAAAAGGGCUAGGGAAGAGGAGGAAAGGGAAAGACAAGAAGAGGAAGAAAGGGCAAGAUUGGAAGAAAUUGAAAGAUUAGAAGAGGAAGAAAGGCUUAGAGAAAAAGAGGAAAGGGAAAGACAAGAGGAGGAAGAAAGGUUAAGAGAACAAGAGGAAAAGGAAAAACUUGAGGAGGAAGAAAGGGCUAGAAACGAGGAAGAAAAGGAAAGACUCGAGGAAGAAGAAAGGAAACGAAAAGAGGUGGAAAGAGCAAAACAAGAAGAGGAGGAGGAAAGGUUGAGAAAGAAAGAAGAGGAAAGGGCAGAAAAGGAAAAAGAACGCCUUGAAAAGGAGGAAGAAUUAAGAGAACAAGAACAAAGGGCAAGACAACAAGAGGAAUAUAGAAAAAGAAUGGAACAAUAUAACAGAUUAAACGCCAAUACUACAAAACGAAAGGGCCUAAUCGAACGCCAAGAUAAAGACUUACAAGAAUUAAGAAGCACGAUUUCUACUGCAAAAACCGAGGUGCAUUCAUGGAAAACAGCCUGUCAAGAGGAGGCUGAGAAUCUAGGUGGCAAUGUGCGAACUUUAUGUCAAGCUGCAGCAGGAUACAAGAAGGUUCUAGAAGAAAACAGAAAGCUAUACAAUCAAGUACAAGACUUAAAAGGAAGCAUAAGAGUGUAUUGUAGAAUAAGACCCUCUUUACCUGGACAAGAGAAUCAUCCCACAAGUAUAGACUACACAGAUGAAGAAACAGUAACAAUUAUCACUCCUGCAAAAUCUGGAAAAGAGGGUCGAAAAGCGUCAAUGUUUAAUAAAGUUUUUGGUCCUUCAUCAACUCAAGAAGAAGUAUUCUCAGACACCCAACCAUUGAUACGUUCUGUUCUUGAUGGAUUCAAUGUGUGUUUAUUUGCAUAUGGUCCAACAAGUUCUGGAAAAACCUACACAUUGACUGGACCCGAUAACCUUGAUGAAGAAACAAUGGGUGUAAACCUAAGGGCAUUAAAUGAUCUUUUCCUUAUCUCAGAAGAGAGGAAGGACCUCACUUCCUACACCAUUUCUAUCAAUAUUCUUGAAAUUUACAAUGAUGAAAUUCGAGAUCUCCUUGUCACUGAUGGAAAAAUCAGUAGCAGUAAAAAGGGGACAAAUGUACCUGAUGCAACUCUUGUAGAAGUCACAUCAACAGAUGAUGUUAUAAACCAAAUAAAUGUCUGUAAAAAAAAUCGUGCUGGAAAUGAUCGUAGUAGUCGGGCCCACAGUUUCCUUACAGUUCAUGUUGUUGGAAAAGACAACACAUCAGGGUCAAUAGUGAGAGGGUGUAUGCAUUUAGUUGACCUUGCAGGAAGUGAAAAGCUUGAAAAUUCAGAUGAUGAGUCAACACAUAUAAGCAAAUCACUGUCUGCUUUAGGAGAUACCUUGGUAGCUCUUGCUACUAAAGCUAAAACUGUUCCUUUCAAGUCUUGUAAACUCACACAGCUGCUCCAAGAUGUUCUUGGAGCACAAGCCAAGAUUUUAAUAUUUGUUCAUGUGCAUCCUGAUGCUGAUGAGGUUGGAGAAACACUCAGUACUUUUAAAUUUAUUGAAAGGUUUUCAACAGUGGAGGGUGGAUGUGGUAAAUCUGCAGAGACAAGGGAGUUAAAAGAACAAGUUGCUUAUUACAAAGCUGCUUUAGCCAAGAGAGAAGCAGCAGGAGACUUAUUGCCACAAGAGGCAUCAGUGAGUUCACCAAGAGCUGGGAAAGAAUCAGCUGAUGCUCCUGCAGAAGAGGAACCAAAGGCUGCAGCUGCAAAGGCAGCGCCAGCAGCAGCACCAGCCAAGAGUACUGCAAGUCCAGCUGCAAAGAAACCUGCAGCAUCAGCGAAGCCGGCGGCAAAGCCAGCUGCAAAGCCGGCACCAAAGAAAAAGAAACCAAUGAAGAAUGGAUGA
Molecule: messenger RNA, 3947 nt
Organism: Lactuca saligna
Lineage: Eukaryota; Viridiplantae; Streptophyta; Magnoliopsida; Asterales; Asteraceae
Source: the annotation of a GenBank genome assembly